GCCCGCCCUCCUCCGGUCCUGGGGCAACUGACUCGAGUGCUGACCGCAGAGCAGGUUCACGGUAAUCACCCUCGCCUCCGGGCCGAGCUACACAGGCGCUGAGCCACCAAGCCGCGCAGCGAGCCCGCGCCUGACGCGCCCUGGAACCACUCACGGCUCAUCAACUCUCGCAGGAGGCUCUGGGUGGAGGGGUGCAUGGGAGCGGGAGAGGGCUUCAUCUUGCUGAUUUCCCGUUCUGCGCGGCUCUCUAGGUUAAAGUUCCUGAUGGCGCGACCCACCACAGCCCCCAUCUCUUCACAGCAUGAUGCCCUCAGGUUCACGUCGCACGUGGGACAACACCUGCGCCAGACCGCCUCCGGGACGCACGGAGCAUGCGCACGUCUGUGGUAGGCCAGGCUGUGCGCAGCAGCAGGCUGCUAAUGUGCGUAAGUCGCCCUCUAGCGAUUGGGAGGCUACACGCCAAGUCUGUGCCCCGAGCUUUUCGAAGGACAGCGACGUUCUUACGCCUGAGGCUGCUUCCCGAGGAGGGACCGCGUGGAGUUACCCGAAAAGUUCUCCUGAGCCCCAGCCUGGCUACAGGGAAAAGGAGGAUCAGUUUCCUCCUGCCAACAUAGCCCACCAGGGCCUUAUUAGAGGAUCUCUUCAGGCGUCCCCAUCUGUAAAAAGCAGAGAGCUGCCCUUUCUGUCCCCUGCGGAAAUAAUAAUAGCAGCACCAAGUACCUGCUGGAAUGCUUGCUGAUUCCUCUGCAAACUUCUAAGGCUAAGACCCUUGGGAACCCAACUGGAGAAUGCCGUCUGAACGCUGCCUCAGUAUUCAAGAAAUGCUGACAGGCCAGAGGCUCUGCCACUCGGAAUCUCACAAUGAUAGCGUUCUAGCAGCGCUGAAUCAGCAGAGAAGCGAUGGCAUCCUCUGCGAUGUCACUUUAAUUGCUGAGGAACAGAAAUUCCAUGCUCACAAGGCAGUCCUAGCAGCAUGCAGCGACUAUUUCCGGGCAAUGUUCAGUCUUUGUAUGGUGGAAAGUGGAGCUGACGAGGUGAAUUUACACGGUGUGACCAGCCUUGGCUUAAAGCAGGCUCUGGAGUUUGCAUACACAGGACAGAUUUUGUUGGAGCCAGGUGUGAUCCAGGAUGUGUUAGCAGCUGGCAGUCACCUGCAGUUGUUGGAGCUUCUCAAUUUAUGUUCCCACUAUCUCAUCCAGGAACUAAAUAGCUUUAAUUACUUGGAUCUGUACAGACUUGCUGACCUCUUUAACCUCACUUUGUUGGAGAAGGCAGUGAUCGAUUUCUUAGUGAAACAUCUCUCUGAACUCCUGAAGAGUCGCCCGGAAGAUGUUCUAACGCUUCCUUAUUGUCUGCUUCAGGAGGUACUCAAGAGUGACCGCCUAACUUCCCUGAGUGAAGAGCAGAUCUGGCAGCUAGCCGUGAGGUGGUUGGAACACAACUGCCAUUACCAGUACAUGGACGAGCUCCUGCAGUACAUUCGCUUUGGCCUCAUGGAUGUGGAUACUCUCCAUACAGUUGCCCUCUCCCACCCCCUGGUCCAAGCAAGUGAGACUGCAACAGCUCUUGUCAAUGAGGCCCUGGAAUACCACCAGAGCAUCUAUGCACAGCCCGUCUGGCAAACUCGUAGGACCAAACCGCGGUUCCAGUCAGACACCCUGUACAUCAUUGGUGGGAAGAAGCGUGAGGUCUGUAAAGUCAAGGAACUUCGCUACUUCAAUCCCGUUGAUCAGGAGAAUGCGCUCAUAGCCGCCAUUGCCAACUGGAGUGAGCUGACUCCCAUGCCCGUGGGAAGGAGCCAUCACUGUGUAGCCGUCAUGGGGGACUUCCUGUUUGUAGCAGGAGGGGAAGUUGAGCAUGCCAGCGGUCGGACGUGUGCCGUGAGGACUGCCUGUCGUUAUGACCCCCGCAGUAAUUCCUGGGCAGAGAUAGCACCCAUGAAAAACUGCCGGGAGCAUUUUGUGCUGGGAGCCAUGGACGAAUACCUCUAUGCUGUUGGGGGCAGGAAUGAACUGCGCCAGGUUCUGCCUACAGUUGAGCGAUAUUGCCCCAAGAAGAACAAAUGGACUUUUGUGCAGUCCUUUGACCGAUCCCUUUCAUGUCACGCUGGCUACGUGGCUGACAGUCUUCUUUGGAUUUCAGGUGGAGUAACUAACACAGCACAAUAUCAGAACAGACUAAUGGUCUAUGAACCUAACCAGAAUAAGUGGAUAAGCCGCAGCCCUAUGCUACAGAGAAGGGUCUACCAUUCCAUGGCUGCUGUCCAAAGGAAGCUUUAUGUUCUUGGCGGCAAUGACCUAGACUACAAUAAUGACCGGAUUCUCGUGAGGCAUAUAGAUUCUUACAACAUAGACACUGAUCAGUGGACGCGCUGUAAUUUCAACCUGUUGACUGGCCAAAAUGAAUCUGGAGUUGCCGUCCAUAAUGGGAGAAUAUAUUUAGUCGGUGGAUAUUCGAUUUGGACAAAUGAGCCCCUGGCAUGUAUCCAGGUACUGGAUGUAAGUAGAGAAGGCAAAGAAGAAGUGUUCUAUGGGCCUACACUCCCUUUUGCUUCCAAUGGAAUAGCAGCAUGCUUCCUUCCAGCUCCGUAUUUCACAUGCCCUAACCUUCAAACUCUUCAAGUGCCUCAUCACAGAAUUGGCACCAUCUGAAAAGCCAAUACUCUGUUAAUAUCCCUCAUGAAUGGGAGGAAAAACAAAGGCUUGACUUUUGGAUUCUGGGCAUGAAAAGACUCAGUGCUCAGUGCUUCCUUGUCAUGUUCUAAAUAAGUCUUAUGUAUCAACAUUAGCAAAAAUUGAAGUUUUCUAAAGUAUGUUAUACACCCUUCUCUGUGUAUGUCAACAUAUAAUACAACAUGUAUGACUUUUA
Messenger RNA from Choloepus didactylus (southern two-toed sloth), 2868 nucleotides. It is a transcript of the gene KLHL32, whose product is annotated as kelch like family member 32. The coding region runs from base 789 to 2651 and encodes 620 amino acids. The record is from RefSeq and is a predicted model, not a curated record. Gene Ontology annotation, molecular function: protein binding. NCBI's taxonomy places the organism in Eukaryota, Metazoa, Chordata, Mammalia, Pilosa, Megalonychidae. The transcript is spliced from 12 exons.